Messenger RNA from Mastomys coucha (southern multimammate mouse), 3758 nucleotides. It is a transcript of the gene Klhl4, whose product is annotated as kelch like family member 4. Gene Ontology annotation, molecular function: protein binding. The transcript has 11 exons. The coding region runs from base 264 to 2417 and encodes 717 amino acids. The record is from RefSeq and is a predicted model, not a curated record. Lineage: Eukaryota; Metazoa; Chordata; Mammalia; Rodentia; Muridae.
GUUUAAGGUCUGACCUCAUCAUCCUGUCAGUAUGGGUUCCCACCUACACUGUUAGCGGCAGCUUUCUGGCUUCAGCUAAGCUGGAAGUAUUCACAGUGUAUCACAGGCAGAGGGGGAGGGGAGAGAAAGCAAGAAAAACUGCUCGCUCUCUCAGCACUUGUGCUUUUGUUAGUUCUACACAAGAGGCAGAGAGAAACAAGAGAUAACAAAGGCUCCAUUUCCUUUCUGUUAGAGAAGGCUUUUGUCUUUUUUCUCGGGCAACAAUGUCAGUGUCCGGCAAGAAAGAGUUUGAUGUGAAACAGAUCCUGAGGCUGCGCUGGAGAUGGUUUAGUCAUCCUUCUCAAGGAUCGCCUAACACUGGAAGCUGCCUUCAGCAGGAAGGAUAUGAGCAUAGAGGGACCCCAGUGCAGGGCAGGUUGAAGAACCACUCACGGGACAGAAACGGACUGAAGAAAAGCAAUAGUCCUGUCCACAACGAUAUACUGACGCCAGUGCCAGGACCAGCCCCUACCCAUCAAAGAGUCCUUCAGAAUUGGCACCAACAAAACGUGAUAGUACAUUCUCAAGCAAAUGAAGACACUCCUAAAGCCAUUCCAGAAGGAAAUUUGCUCAAAGAGGCUUGGGAAAAGAGUUCACGAGAUUUGGAGAUGAUGGGUGAUGACAAUAUAGAAGAUACUAGAGCACGACAACAUGUUGAGGAACCUGAACAAAUGGCUAGCAGUUCUGAGGAUCACUACCGUUCUCGAAACCAUGCAGAUCAUACUCUCUGUAAAAUGGAAACCUAUUUGAAGGAGAAAAAACUGUGUGAUGUGCUCCUUAUAGCUGGACCUCUGAAAAUCCCAGCUCACCGAUUGGUUCUCUGUGCUGUGUCUGAUUAUUUUGCUGCAAUGUUUACUAAUGAUGUUCUUGAAGCCAGACAAGAAGAGGUCAAAAUAGAAGGAGUAGAUCCAAAUGCACUUAAUUCUUUAGUGCAGUAUGCUUAUACAGGAAUGCUGCAACUGAGAGAAGACACCAUUGAAAAUUUGUUGUCUGCAGCCUGUCUCUUACAGCUGACUCAGGUCAUUGAUGUCUGCUGCAAUUUCCUCAUAAAGCAGCUUCAUCCUUCAAACUGCCUAGGGAUUCGCUCAUUUGGAGAUGCCCAGGGCUGUAUGGAGCUUCAGAAUGUGGCACAUAAGUACACCAUGGAACACUUUAUUGAGGUAAUAAAGAACCAAGAAUUCCUGCUGCUUCCAGUUAAUGAAAUAUCAAAGCUUCUGUGUAGUGAUGACAUUAAUGUGCCUGAUGAAGAAACAAUUUUCCAUGCUCUUAUGCAGUGGGUAGGUCAUGAUGCCCAGACUAGGCAACGAGAUCUGGCGAAGCUGCUUUCCUAUAUCAGACUGCCAUUACUCUCGCCACAGUUGCUUGCAGAUCUGGAAAACAGUUCAAUGUUUAGUGGUGAUCUGGAAUGUCAGAAGCUACUAAUGGAAGCUAUGAAGUAUCAUCUCUUGCCUGAGAGAAGAUCCAUGUUGCAAAGCCCUCGUACAAAGCCUAGAAAAUCAACUGUGGGGGCACUUUAUGCUGUGGGAGGUAUGGAUACUGCUAAAGGUACCACUACAAUUGAGAAGUAUGACCUCAGAAGCAACAGUUGGGUGCAUAUUGGCACUAUGAGUGGUCGGAGGCUGCAGUUUGGAGUUGCAGUAGUUGAUAAUAAGCUUUAUGUUGUGGGAGGAAGAGAUGGCUUAAAAACGUUGAACACUGUGGAAUGUUUCAAUCCAGUUACUAAAACCUGGGUUGUGAUGCCUCCUAUGUCAACACAUAGGCAUGGGCUAGGCGUAGCCACACUUGAAGGACCAAUGUAUGCUGUUGGAGGUCACGAUGGAUGGAGCUAUCUAAAUACUGUAGAAAGAUGGGAUCCUGACGGUCGUCAGUGGAAUUAUGUGGCCAGCAUGUCAACUCCACGAAGCACAGUUGGAGUUGUUGCAUUAAACAACAAGCUGUAUGCUAUUGGUGGACGUGAUGGAAGUUCCUGUCUCAAGACCAUGGAACACUUUGACCCACAUACUAACAAAUGGAGUAUGUGUUCCCCGAUGUCCAAAAGACGUGGAGGUGUAGGGGUAGCAACACACAAUGGAUAUUUGUAUGUUGUUGGGGGUCAUGAUGCCCCAGCUCCUAAUCAUUGCUCCAGGCUUUCUGACUGUGUGGAAAGAUAUGAUCCAAAAUGUGAUUCGUGGACAACUGUGGCACCUUUGAGUGUUCCUCGAGAUGCUGCUGCAGUGUGCCCCCUUGGAGACAAACUCUACGUGGUUGGCGGAUAUGAUGGUCAUACUUAUUUGAAUACUGUUGAGUCAUAUGAUGCUCAGAAAGAUGAAUGGAAAGAGGAAGUCCCUGUGAACAUUGGAAGAGCCGGAGCUUGUGUUGUUGUUGUGAAGCUACGCUGAAAUUAUCAUUUGCUAAUGCAAUGAAAUGGAUUUCAAGAAUGAAGAAAAACACAUGUUCUUUUAUGAAGUUCAUAAGCAAACUAAACGCUGUUGUGCCAUUCUCAUGUGUAGUUGAAACUGUUAACAAUCAUAAGGCUGAAAACUAAACUUAAAUGUGGAUUACAUGUUAGUGUUAAGUGUAUUGCUCGGUUUAUAGUCUAAUGAGAAAUCAAUAGGCAAUUAUCUAGGCUCAUUACCAUAAAAUGUUAAAAUACCUGGUGGAUAUUUGGUAGUGGGCAAUAUUUGAAGGUGAUGACUACAUUAACAGUUUUCUUGUAAGGAUCUGGGAAGUAAAAAAUAAAAUUAUGUUAAAGGUACUCUACUGUCUGCAAGUUUAAUACAAAAUUGACAAAAGCUUUAAAGCAUAAUGUCUUGUUUUCAAACAAUAACUCAGAUUGCUAAUAAUACCUCACAUUUGUCAAGAAGAAAGGUUUUUCUGCAUCAAAAUGAAUGCGAUCGUUCGUUGAUAUAAUUUGCUAUACUAAUCACACCAUUUCAAACUUUUCACAUGCCUAUGAUUUUUAGUUAACUAUCUGCCAAAAAUACAUGAAUAAAUUUUCUAUUUUAUGAGGUGGUGUAUUGAUAGAUUCAUUUUCAGUAAAAUAACAUAAUGUCACAUAUACAAUCUUUAUUCUGAAACAGUGAAUCAGUGAAUAGUAUAUUGAUACAAACUGUGACCUAAGCUCCAGAGUGUGAGGGCCUCAUUUGUACAGAAAUUAAUUUUCUCCUGAAACAUUUAAUGUGUUCUCUAUAAUCACCUUCCAUUAAGUUUAAAAAGUUGAUUUAAACAAUUCUAAAGAAGAUUAUAAUUGAGAAAAUGAUUCACAAUGCUGACACUUGGAUACACUGAAAUGUUUAAUAGUCUAAUUCUAUAAUUUCUAUUUACCUAUCAAUAUCUGCUUUUCUUUUAAUUUCAUAAUAAUGCAUAUCCAGUAGAAUAUGGUAAGAAUAAAUGUACUACAAAACUGUACUUUUGAAGUUAAAAAAUAAUAUUGAGUCAUAUUUUAUCUUUUAACUAUUAUUCUCACUCAUACUACCUAAUGACAAAACUAUAUGGUGAAAUAUUGAAAACUCACGUUUAUGUAGUUAAUUUUUCAAGUAAAUGUUCCACUCUAGAAUUUCUAUAAUGUCUUCUUUUAAAUGACCUUUGUACUGUAGACUAUCAAAAAAAUGUAAAAAUCCAGAGAGAUGCUUAUAAUAUGUAUUACUGCUACCUAUUAAUUUUUAAAAUAACAUCAUAAGUUGCACAAAGAUGUUUGUACUAUGACCAGCUGAAUUUAAAUAAAAUCUUUUCUCUCUGGC